Messenger RNA from Ilex paraguariensis (yerba mate), 720 nucleotides. NCBI's taxonomy places the organism in Eukaryota, Viridiplantae, Streptophyta, Magnoliopsida, Aquifoliales, Aquifoliaceae. The record is from the annotation of a GenBank genome assembly.
AUGGAGGUUUUUGAACAUCAGGGUUGGCAAGAGCUUUGGGCUGGCAACACAGUCAACAUGCUGCAUAUAAUACCUACACAGGCAAUUGAGCUGGGAACAUUUGAAUUCGUCAAGCGGGCUAUGAUUUCAACGCAAGAGAAAUGGAGCCAAACCAAAUGCUCAAAGGUGCAGAUUGGCCAUGUCAGACUGAAGGAUCGAUUGACUGUGAGUCUCGAGGCUUAUCCUUCUCUAAGGAUCGCUAUUAAUAAGAUUUAUAAGGAUGGUGGAAUUGGUGCUCUCUAUGCUGGCAUUUGCUCCCAUAUAUCACAUGUUAUUAUCUCAGGUUUCACAGCAAACACAAUUAGUUAUCCUUUGGAGGUGGCCACAAAAAGGCUCAUGGUGGGAGCUCUGCGAGGCAAAUGUCCACCACCUCAUAUGGCAGCCGCGCUUGCCGAAGUCUUUAGGGAGGAAGGUUUGAUGGGGCUUUAUAGGGGGUGGGGUGCAAGUUUCUUAAAAGUGAUGCGCCCUCUUAAGGCAUCACUUGGAUGUUUUAUGAGGCUUGGGAAGAUAUAUUGCUUGCUGGUUAUCUAUAGUUGUCUUGCAGAAUCCAAUAUGGAAGUCCCUUGCUCUUGGUGGGGCUUGAAUAUCAGGAUUUGGCUUGUGCUCAGCCUGGGAUUCCAAGAUUUGGUGAGUUGGCGGGGAGAGGUGGCUGCCGCUGUCUUCUUCUCUAAUAGGAAUUGA